UAAUAAAAUUUUGUAUUACGACGAUAAAAUAUUGCGAAAUUAUAUAUGAUUUUAACAUAUAAUAAAUAAUAACAAUCAUCGAUAAAAGAUUUUUGUGAUCGCUAUUACCUGUCGAGGAUGUCGUACGCAACCUUUUUAAAUGACAUCAUCAUACCAAAUUAGUAUUUGAUGCGUGAAUAAAAUACAAUACAUACACCUACGUUUGAAAAUAUGACAGUUUUCAUGAUUACUUUUUUUAAUUAUCUGUUAUUAUGAAACGGAACAAUGAUGAAGACAUUAUGUAUUCACGUAUUGAAAUAUAAAACUGAGAAAUGUUACUUUCUAGAAAUUAAAUAAUAAAAAAGAUAUUGUCUAAUAAAUUAAAUCAACUUAUCUCAAGGCUUACAAUGUUAUAAAAAUAAUUUAUAUACUCUGCGUUAAUGUUAACAGAUCGAUCAUACUUUUUAUUAUGAUUUUGGCCGUUGGUAAAAGGGAAGAAAAAAUUGACAAACCAAUUUAUAAAAAUAUAAGUUAUUAAAAAAACUAUAAAAAAGAUCAAUAUGACUCAUACAUCAAGAUAUUUAGGUUACCAUGGCAGUAUGAAUCGUGAUUAUUUGACAGAUGGAGAAGAAAGUCAGCGUGCUCCUUCGGAUCGCACUAUGUCGGAAUACAUUGUGGCCAAUGAUCAUACUACAAUGGUAAAACCAGUUAUACCAACAAGAAAAAAUCGUAAAGAGAAGUAUGAUCAAGGUGAGGAGAGAAGAUCGCAAAGUGUACAAAAUGGUCAUGGAUCUAUAUUUUCUGGUCCAUCUCGACAUCCGUUUAAUAAAAGUGCAUCACAUGGUAGUAUCUGUGACAAUGGUUCGGACAUAUAUGUUACAAGUGCUGCUUAUAGAACAACUUCAGAAAUAAGCCGUGGAUCCCACCAUAGCCUUGCACCAAGUUCUAGAAUGGAUCAUCGAGCUCCUAGUCACUAUAGUUAUGGUUCCGGAAGAUCAGGAAUAUCAACAGUUAAGACACAAACUUCAAGAAAAGAUGGUAUUAUUAUAGAAACCAUGUCAACACCUAAUCCUUUUUGUCCAAAUACAAAAGGAAUCUGUUGUCUGAUGUUACUUUUGAAUCUUGGUUUAAUCCUUGUAACUUUGGGUUUUGUUAUAGUGAUACAAUUCUUUCAACCAUUGGUUGUAUGGAUUUUAGGUAUAGUUUUUCUUGUUUUUGGAUUCUUAACAUUGAUAGGAAGCCUUGUAUAUUGUGUACAUGUAUUCAAAAAUGCUAAACACCCACAUGAUAUAAAUCCAGAAGAUCUCUAUUGGACACGUUAUUGGCAAAAACAAGUUGGAUCAGCACCUGAAGUCUUUUAUAAGGCUGAAGACAAAUAUCAAGAAGAUGGAUAUAGUGACCGCUACAGUAAAUAUUCAGGCAAAUACUAUGAUAGACAGAGAUAUUGAAAAUUUGAAAAGCUAUUAAAUAACAACAUGCAUAUAUAUAACAAUAAUGCAAUUCAAUGUAUAUAAUGCAUAUAUAUUGAAAGAAAAACCAAAUAAUUAUGUAUAAUUUCAUAAACAACAAUUAAUCAAUUAAAAUAUGUUAAUACUGGUGCAAUAAAACAUGAUACUCUUUAUAUAUAUUUGCAUAUACUGACAUUGUUAAUAAUAAGGUAUAGAUGCAUCAGAGAUUUUUAUACAUUUCUUAUAUUUAAAAGAUUUUAUUUAUUUUGUAUUUGUAUUUCUAAAAAUAUACUGAUAGAAAUAUAACUACUACAUCAAAGGUUACUGAUUAAUGUAUUGUUAUUAGGGGAAAAAGUUUCUUCGUAUUCUCCCAGCAGAUGACAUUAUGAUCAUAUAACUCUGGUAAUAUUAAUUACAUUUAUAAUAAUUGCAUGUGUUAAUUCCAUCAUGACAACGCCAGACCCCACAUAUUGGUGAUCCAUCAAAAAUUGAGAGAGCUUGCCUGGGAAAUUUUGAUAUAUUCACUGUAUAGUCCUGACCUUGCACCAUCAGAUUACCAUUUAUUUUUGUCCUUGCAAAAUUCUUUUAACAGUAUAAAACUAGCUUUAAAAGAGGUUUAUGAAAAUCACUUGUCCGAGUUUUUUGUUCAGAAAACAGAAAUUCUACAAUGAUGAAAUUAUGAUUUUAUCUCAAAAAUAGCAAAAAGUGAUCGAUUAAAACAGCAUAUAUUUGAUGUGAUAAACUUCAUUUGAUACAUAAAAAAACUUGUUUUACUUUUGCUUUAAAAUAUGAAGAAACUUUUUUUCCAAUGCAUUAUAAUUUUUAUAAAAAUUUUAUUGUCAUUAUUCUACCAUACUAUUUUUGAUAUACAACCACACGAUCAAACAGAUCCCCAUUUAUAUACCUGCCACGUUUAUCAAUCAAAAAAUACAUCUUAUAGGGUUCUAUUUUAAUUGAUGUAUAUACACCUCUUUUAUCAGUUCUCGAUUGUAUUGCAUAUACCUUGAAAAUAUUGAAUGUUAUUGAUAUUUUUUUAUAUAUAAAUAUAUGCAUAGAAUACAGAUCAUCAUUAAUUA
Molecule: messenger RNA, 2503 nt
Organism: Vespula vulgaris
Lineage: Eukaryota; Metazoa; Arthropoda; Insecta; Hymenoptera; Vespidae
Exons: 6
Coding region: 540-1427 (295 amino acids)
Source: RefSeq, a predicted model, not a curated record